GGUAUCGGCGCAAUGCAUUGUGGGACACAGAGUAAGAUGGAAGCGGCCACCAGGAGCAUGUUGAAUCCUCAAUAACAUAUGUUUCUAGGUGUCAUAUCUCUGCAUAUGCCUAUAAUUUAUGCUUCGUUGUAAUAAUAACAAAACAUUAAAUUGGCACAAGAUCGCUGCUGGACGUGGAAACUGGUAAUGUUCAUAAUACUGCAUUUGAUGUAGCUAAUGCGCUAGCUAAAGCUAAAGCUAAGGGUCAAUGAAAAGAUAUUUGAACGAAGCUAACGUGUUUGACAGAAAGAAUACCCGACCAGCCAACACGUUAAAAACAUAGUUAAUAAGCGUCGAAAAAACACUUUUACCUGACUAAACCGAAUUCGUGUGAAGUUGAUAGUCAUUGUGUUGCUGUAGAAAACUUCGGACAUGUCUGUACUGGGAGGGUUACUGAAAGCUGGAGCGUCCUUCUGUCAGUCUGCUGGGACUCUGCUCCACACAGCCAGGACCAUUUCUACUGGUACAUGCUGCCACAUCCGGAUGCAUGCCAUCCCUCAGCUGAAGAAGGUGGACAGGUGGACUGAGAAGAGGAGCAUGUAUGGAGUUUAUGAUAACAUAGGCAUCUUAGGGGACUUUAAAGCUCAUCCCAAAGACCUCAUUGUCGCUCCCUGCUGGCUGAAGGCUUUCAAAGGCAAUGAACUGCAGCGUCUAAUUAGAAAGAAGAAGAUGGUGGGAGACAGAAUGAUGACUCUGGACAGGCACAACUUGGAGAAGAGGCUCCGCUUCCUCUACAGACGCUUCAACCGCACCGGCAAACACCGCUAACAUUGAACUAACCAUUCUGGCAAAUAUAUCUAACCAGCCAAUAAGGACUGUUGGAGUCUAGCUGUGUGAUUUCAUGCUGUCAAAGUGCUGUAUGUUGCCAUUUUUUUCUAAGUUAUCAUAUUUGAAUGAAGAGAAGUGUGUGUUUCAGAGUAGCAUACUUCCUGUACUUCUGUUUAUUGAUUGUUUUUGGUCCCAUUAACAUCCUAUUUUCCUGACAAACAUAAAAUACAUUAUAUAAAAGGCUGAAAAUACAUUAUAAAAACCAGUCUUGAAAAGAA
Messenger RNA from Siniperca chuatsi (mandarin fish), 1085 nucleotides. It is a transcript of the gene mrpl51, whose product is annotated as mitochondrial ribosomal protein L51. Lineage: Eukaryota; Metazoa; Chordata; Actinopteri; Centrarchiformes; Sinipercidae. Gene Ontology annotation, cellular component: mitochondrial large ribosomal subunit. Gene Ontology annotation, biological process: translation. Gene Ontology annotation, molecular function: structural constituent of ribosome. The transcript has 3 exons. The record is from RefSeq and is a predicted model, not a curated record. The coding region runs from base 412 to 807 and encodes 131 amino acids.